Messenger RNA from Xenopus tropicalis (tropical clawed frog), 1645 nucleotides. It is a transcript of the gene stom, whose product is annotated as stomatin. The record is from RefSeq and is a predicted model, not a curated record. The coding region runs from base 31 to 942 and encodes 303 amino acids. Lineage: Eukaryota; Metazoa; Chordata; Amphibia; Anura; Pipidae. Gene Ontology annotation, cellular component: plasma membrane; membrane. The transcript is spliced from 7 exons.
ACAUAUAACUGGGAGGGACUGGUGAUUGUUAUGAACAGAGUCGGGGACUCAAACUCCGCUGGGGCACAGGGAUUGUUAGUGGAUCCAAGUGACAGGGACAUGGCCGACACCGAGCUUAAGUCCAGGAGGGCCAAUCAGGAGGACAGGAAUAUAGAAGAGUCAGACGGCGGGCUUGGAUGCUGCGGUUGGUUUUUGGUGAUUUUGUCCUUCUUCUUCACGCUCCUCACCUUCCCCAUAUCCGUAUGGAUGUGCAUAAAGAUUGUGAAGGAAUAUGAGCGCGCAAUCAUUUUCAGACUGGGGCGUAUCCUGCGCGGUGGAGCAAAGGGACCAGGUCUGUUCUUCGUUCUCCCCUGCACCGACAGCUUCAUCAAUGUGGAUAUGAGAACCAUUUCAUUCGACAUCCCCCCCCAAGAGAUUCUGACAAAGGACUCGGUCACCGUUAGUGUGGAUGGCGUUGUCUACUAUCGGGUCAAUAACGCUACCCUGGCAGUGGCCAAUAUCACCAACGCAGACUCAGCCACCCGGCUCCUGGCCCAGACCACCCUGAGAAACGUCCUGGGGACCAAGAACCUGUCCCAGAUCCUCUCUGAUAGAGAAGAGAUUGCCCAUAACAUGCAGUCCACCCUGGAUGUGGCGACAGACGACUGGGGUAUCAAGGUGGAGCGGGUGGAGAUUAAGGACGUGAAGCUGCCCGUCCAGUUGCAGAGAGCGAUGGCGGCAGAAGCCGAGGCUGCCAGGGAGGCCCGCGCCAAGGUCAUAGCAGCCGAGGGGGAGAUGAACGCCUCCCGGGCCCUGAAAGAGGCUUCCAUAGUGAUCUCGGAGUCCCCGGCCGCCCUGCAGCUGCGCUACCUGCAGACUCUGACCACCAUCGCCUCCGAGAAGAACUCCACCAUCGUCUUCCCUCUGCCCCUCGACCUGCUGAAGGGCUUCAUGCAGAAAUAGACCCGCCCUCGUUAGGCCGAGGGGUAACGACUGUAAUUCAGAGUGAUCACUUCCUGGUAGGGGUUCCUGGUUGGGUUCCAGGUCUCCCAAACCGGGUUCCAGGUCUCCCAAACCAGGUUCCGGGUCCCAAAAUGAUAUCAAAUAAGUUUAAUUUUUUAUUGACGAUCCCUUAACCCGUUAAAAAGCCAAAAACCGUCUAUCGAAUGUUGUUUGGGGAAUUGUUUGUAAAUCAAUGAAUAUAAUAAAUGUAACACUGAUCGUGUCUGGCAGCCGACAAACUUUAUCCCAUUAUUCUGUUACUCACCCCAAGGGGGGGCACUAAGCUGUUUAGGGGGGCAAGUAGGGUGCCCCCCAGUACUAUGGAGGGACCCAGUUAGUGUAAAGAUCAGUGCAAAAGCAGAACGUUAUUAUUGUUAAGAUAAUAAUAUGCUAGUAUAGUGUGUAUAGGCAGGACCAAUGGCAGUGGAGGGGGGUGGGGAGAAAUGAUAAUUAAAGGGUAUACAAACCAUAUUCAUAUCAUAGCAAGUGUGAAUGUUUAUAGGUAGAUUGAUAAAAAUAAGCCUCGCUGUGGGUCUGUGCCCAGUAACUUACAGUCGCCAAAGUUCGAUGUUGCACUCAGUCGGCACCGUGUGUUUCCCCUUAGGGAACUGUUUUGUGUUAUUUUUUGUACCAUUGUACCAAAUAAAUACUCGCUUUAACUGUG